AUGUCUAAAAAAGAUCGAUUUUCUUUUAGAUAUUAUGUUGGGCAUGAAGGAAAAUUUGGUCAUGAAUUUCUUGAAUUUGAAUUUAAUUCUAAAGGAAGAUUAAGAUAUGCUAAUAAUUCAAAUUAUAAAAAUGAUAAAAUUAUUAGAAAAGAAGCAUAUGUUAGUAAAUCAGUAUUAAAUGAAUUAAAACGUAUAAUAGAAGAAUCUGAGAUAUGUAAGGAAAGUGAUAAAUUAUGGCCUGUUCCUGAUAAAAUUGGAAAACAAGAAUUAGAAAUAUUUUUAGAUGGAAAUGAAUAUUAUUUUACUACAUCAAAAAUUGGUUCGUUAUCUGAUGUAAAACAAUGUAAUGACCCUGAUGGAUUAAGAGUUUUUUAUUAUUUAGUUCAAGAUUUAAAAUGCUUUUUGUUUUCUUUAAUAUGCUUACAUUUCAGAAUUAAACCUGUGUAA
Messenger RNA from Plasmodium gallinaceum, 447 nucleotides. Its product is annotated as mago nashi protein homologue, putative. Bases 1 to 447 code for a protein of 148 amino acids. Gene Ontology annotation, cellular component: exon-exon junction complex; nucleus. Gene Ontology annotation, biological process: RNA splicing. The transcript has 4 exons. Lineage: Eukaryota; Apicomplexa; Aconoidasida; Haemosporida; Plasmodiidae. The record is from RefSeq and is a predicted model, not a curated record.